GAAAAAAUGUUGUGCUGGAAAGAGGCAUGACUCCUGAUUGUACUUUUAAUGAAAACGAUGUUUUGCUUUACGUUUACGCAAGGGAUAAGCAAGAUUUCACUAUUCUUUCGAAAUGGAAUUUAACAAGUUAUGAACUAUUUAAUCAUCCUGAAAUAUCCCAUCAUCAAGUUGUAUUUCUCAUACAUGGUUUUAUUUCAAGCAUGAGUCAAGAUAAUUUCAUAGAAAUGGCACAAGCUUUGAAAGAAAAAGAUAAUUGUAUUGUAAUCGGGAUUGAUUGGAAGAAGGGCGCUUGUAACGGUUUAUCUAGUUUUGUAAAUUUAGUUGGUUAUCCUCAAGCCGUCAAAAACACACGUCUGGUUGGAAAAUAUUUAUCUGAGGUUACUAAGAUGCUCGUAGAUAUGAAAAAAGUGCAGAUGUCAAAUAUACGAUUGAUUGGGCACAGUUUGGGUGCACAAAGCGCAGGUUUUGCAGGAAAAGAAGUUCAAAAGUUAAAUUUAGGAAAAUAUAGAGAAAUUAUCGGUCUUGAUCCUGCUGGGCCAUCUUUCAGAAAUAAUAAGUGUCCAGACAGACUGUGCGAAACAGACGCAGAAUAUGUUCAAGUGUUGCACACAUCGAAUAUGUAUGGAACAUACAAAGAGAUUGGUACCGUUGAUUUCUAUGUGAAUUAUGGAGAAGGCCAACCUAUUUGUUUGAAAGAACCAAUCUGCUCUCAUAACAAAGCCGUGGUAUACUUUACGCAGUGCAUCAAACACGAUUGUUGUUUAAUUGGGACACCAUGGACUAGUUAUUGGAGCAAACCGUUAGAACUUUCUAAAUGCACAAAAGAAACAUGCGUUUGCAUCGGGUUGAACGCAAAGAAUUAUCCUGCUAGAGGCUCAUUUUAUGCAGCAACUGCCUAUUUACCUCCAUAUUGUUAUAAAAAAGGUCUUAAAAAUGAAUUAUAAUAAGAGUUUUUAUACAUUAAAAUGCAUGUAUUAACAGAUAAAUAAAUCAAUUAUAUACAGU
Molecule: messenger RNA, 1005 nt
Organism: Polistes canadensis
Lineage: Eukaryota; Metazoa; Arthropoda; Insecta; Hymenoptera; Vespidae
Product: phospholipase A1-like
Biological process (GO): lipid metabolic process
Molecular function (GO): lipase activity
Source: RefSeq, a predicted model, not a curated record